CUAACUCUUUAUCUCCAUUUCUCUCCCUAUCUCUGUCACUUUCCUACUCCCCUAACUCCUUCCUAUCCUCAUUCCUAUCUCCACAGACCAACUCCAUUGGCAACACAUACUUCUAAACAUUCAUCUUCUCUCAACCAUAUUCUUCUCAGCCACCCUACAAACCAACCAACCAACCAAUCACUCAUCGAUUCGAACAUGAGUACCAUGUCUGAUCCAUUUGAUUUCUUCUCUCGACGAUGCGUGUGGGUGCAUGGCCCGAUCAUCGUCGGAGCCGGCCCGUCCGGCUUAGCGGUCGGUGCAUGCCUGAAGGAGCAAGGUGUUCCUUUCGUGAUCCUCGAACGGUCGGACUGCAUUGCCUCCCUCUGGCAGAAGCGAACCUACGACCGCCUGAAGAUCCACCUCCCCAAGCAAUUCUGUCAGCUGCCAAAGCUCCCCUUCCCUGAGGACUACCCUGAGUACCCCUCCAAGGAGGAGUUCAUACGCUACUUGGAGUCAUAUGCUAAGCACUUCAACAUCAACCCAAGAUUCAACCAGUCAGUGCAGUCUGCGAGGUACGACGAGACAUGCAGGUUGUGGCGUGUAAGGACUGUCGGGACCGGCGCUGAGGCCGGAAACUGGAACGCCGAGGUGGAGUACAUUGGCCGGUGGCUGGUGGUGGCUACCGGGGAGAAUGCUGAAAAAGUAGUCCCUGAGAUGGAGGGACUUGCACAGUUUGGUGGCGAUGUCACGCAUGUCUGCGACUACAAGUCCGGCGACAUCUACCGGGGGAAGCGGGUAUUGGUAGUUGGAUGUGGCAACUCCGGCAUGGAGGUCUGUGUCGACCUCUGUGACCAUGAUGCCUUCCCAUCAAUGGUUGUUCGUGAUUCGGUUCAUGUACUGCCGAGAGAGGUUCUCGGGAAAUCGACGUUCGAGCUGGCUGUUUUCCUACUGAAAUGGCUGCCGUUGUGGCUGGUGGACAGGAUUCUACUGGUGUUAGCAUGGCUGGUUCUUGGGAACGUCGAGAAGUAUGGCUUGAAGAGGCCUUCCACUGGUCCUCUGGAGCUCAAGAACACACAGGGGAGGACCCCUGUCUUGGAUAUCGGCACCCUGAGCAAGAUAAGGUCUGGUGAUAUAACGGUGGUUCCUGGGGUCAAGAGGUUUAUGCCAAGUAAAGUUGAGCUUGUUGAUGGCCAGGUCCUCGACGUCGAUUCAGUUAUCUUCGCUACUGGAUACCGAAGCAAUGUUCCUCGAUGGCUUCAGGGAACCGAUUUCUUCUCUAAAGAUGGAUACCCAAAAGUACCAUUUCCAAAUGGGUGGAAAGGGAACUCAGGGCUCUAUGCUGUUGGAUUCACAAGGAGAGGGCUCUCUGGGGCCUCCUCAGAUGCUGUGAGGAUAGCAAAGGACAUUGCCAGGGUCUGGAAAGAGGAAACAAAGCCAGCGAAGGGGCUCACUGCUUGUCAUAGGAGAUGCAUGUCACAGAUCUGAUGACAUCCCCUUCCUUAUCCCCACUUUUUCUUUGUUCAUCUUUAAUUUUGUAUCCUUUCCUCUUUUCUUUUGCUGGUGAGACUGAUUGUAGAGUAGUGUGAAAUAGACCAAAAGAAAGUGCAGAGCCCUCUCUCAA
Molecule: messenger RNA, 1600 nt
Organism: Elaeis guineensis (African oil palm)
Lineage: Eukaryota; Viridiplantae; Streptophyta; Magnoliopsida; Arecales; Arecaceae
Product: probable indole-3-pyruvate monooxygenase YUCCA5
Molecular function (GO): NADP binding; flavin adenine dinucleotide binding; N,N-dimethylaniline monooxygenase activity
Source: RefSeq, a predicted model, not a curated record